Penaeus vannamei (Pacific white shrimp) is the source of this 715-nucleotide messenger RNA. The record is from RefSeq and is a predicted model, not a curated record. Lineage: Eukaryota; Metazoa; Arthropoda; Malacostraca; Decapoda; Penaeidae.
AUGAAACCCGGAACAACUAAAGCACCACAUUGUUUACAAACAGCUGUUUUUACACCUGGCUAUCACCCAUAUUGCCGCAAAUCUUCGGAAUCUGCUGUCACUGUACCUGAUGUUCCUAGUUUUUCAACACUCUUUGAGAAGACCAAAGAAGCCUUGGGAGGCGCAGACUCCGGACUUACAGAAUUCGAGAGUGCCACUGGUAUUCCUAACCGAUUCCUGCUCCCCAAGGGUAAUGAACAGGGUCUAGAAUUCGACCUUGUUGUUGCCGUGACUGAUGGCGCAGCCGACGCAGCAUUGGAUGGCCUCCACGAAAAUACUGAAUUCAAUCACUACGGUUCCCAUGGAAAGUACCCUGACAAUCGCCCACAUGGCUAUCCUCUCGAUCGCAAGGUUCCCGACGAACGUGUAUUCGAAGAUCUUCCCAACUUCGGUCACAUCCAAGUUAAGGUCUUCAAUCAUGGCGUACACAUCAAACAAAAUUAGGAUGCACCGCUAUUUUUAUAAUAGUCAUUUCUGGAUUUAGCCAUGAACUGCGAACUGCUAUCAAAUAAACAAUUUUCUAAGUGAGAUUUCAGCAAUGACCAAUGUAUUCACCACCGAUGUAUUACAGUCAAGGAAUGUGGAAUAUGAUCUUUGCUCCUUCAUUAUAGGUGAAGAUAUGAAACCCAAUAUUAAACUGAACAUGGAAUAUUAAUAAAUUAUAUUGCAAUUAAAA